Mesorhabditis spiculigera is the source of this 927-nucleotide messenger RNA. NCBI's taxonomy places the organism in Eukaryota, Metazoa, Nematoda, Chromadorea, Rhabditida, Rhabditidae. The record is from the annotation of a GenBank genome assembly.
AUGAAGGUCGGAAUCCCCGCGAAAUCAAAAACCACGAGUACCGCGUGGCUAUCAGCCCAGCAGGCGUCCACGAACUGGUCGGCCGAGGGCACGAGUGACGAGGAUUUCAGGGCCGCGGGCGCGCAGAUCCUCGGGUCCGCCGAUCCAGAAGAGUAUUCGCGACUCCGUAGGGAUCAGGUGCUCUUCACCUACCUGCACCUGGCGGCGUCGAAGGAAUGCACCGACGCACUCCUGGCUUCGAAGACCACCUCCAUCGCCUACGAAACCGUUCCGGACGCCUUGCGCCGCAGGCCGGCGCCCUACCACUUGAUGCGUCGACACGGCGGCGGACGCGGAGUGCUGAUGGGCGGCGUCCCUGGAGUGCGCCCCGCCAAGGUCGUGGUGAUCGGUGCUGGCGUCUCCGGCAAGAACGCCAUCGCCGUGGCCUACGGCAUGCAGGCCGACGUCACCGUUCUCGAUCUGUCGAUCGCGCGCCUGCGGGAAAUCGGACGAGCUGUACCACGGCCAGGUCAAGACCAUACGUCCAACAGCCUCGAACUGGAACAGGCAGUACUCGACGCCGACCUCGUCAUCGGCGCAGUGCUGGUCCCCGGGGCGAAGGCGCCGACCCUCGUCUCCAACAGCCUGGUGGCGCGCAUGAAGCCGGGAUCUGUACUGGUCGACAUCGCCAUCGACCAGGGGCGGCUGCUUGAGGAUUCACACGCGACCACGCACGCCGAUCCGACGUACCAUUGUGUUCACGGUUCCGUCUUCUACUGCGUGCUGCGAACAUCAUUGGAGCCGUCCCCGUACGUCGACGUACGCGCUCCACCAACGCGACGCUUCCGUACGUCGUCGCAUUGGCAGACAAGGGACUGGAGCACACACGACGGCCUGCUCCUGGCCGACAGUGUUGCAGCGGCACACGGGUACUCGGCUACGACUCUC